AUGGCCAACAGAGCGGUCAAGAUAUUCGUUGUCAAUGAUUUCGCAUGCCACUUCUGCUACAUAGGACACAUCGAGCUGCUGCAGGCCAUAUCAUACUGCAAGGACUCGCUAAACCUGCCGUUGACCGUCGAAGUCGAAUAUCGCCCAUUUCGGCUCAUUAACUGCUUGAAGGAAUUUUCCCCCGGCAUCGAUAGAACAACUUUCUAUAUGAACAAGAUGGGGAAGGAGAAGUUUGAGGCCACAGAAAGCGCCAUAGACAAGUGGACGAAAGAAUCAGGUGUCCCUAUCUCCUUCAAUGGCCCCAUGAGCCAGACAAUCUGGGCGCAUCGCCUUAGCCUCAAAGCAUUCAACAUCGGAGGACAGGCCUUGCAACUCCCGCUAUUGACAGCACUUUUCAAGGCCUACUUCGAGGAGAAGAAAGAUAUCGGGGAUAUCAACCUUUUGGCUGACAUAUCCGAGGAAGUGGGUGUGAUGACUAAAGGCGAGGCCAUUGAGUUCUUACAAUCAAACCUCCACGAAGACGAAGUCUUGAAAAUGACCGAGGAAGCCAAAGCCAAAGGUAUCACAGGAGUUCCUGUGUAUGUCAUCGAUGGAAGGUGGGUUCUCAAGGGCGGACAGUCAGCAAGCGUCUUUAUCGAGAUUUUUAAGAAACUUGCCAGCGGAGCAAGUUCGAGUCGGGGCUCGUCCCCUUUCAUGCCACAGCUCCAUACGACCACGCAAUGCUGCUGA
Molecule: messenger RNA, 729 nt
Organism: Pleurotus ostreatus (oyster mushroom)
Lineage: Eukaryota; Fungi; Basidiomycota; Agaricomycetes; Agaricales; Pleurotaceae
Exons: 5
Coding region: 1-729 (242 amino acids)
Molecular function (GO): oxidoreductase activity
Source: RefSeq, a predicted model, not a curated record